Hyalella azteca is the source of this 2162-nucleotide messenger RNA. RefSeq lists its product as uncharacterized. NCBI's taxonomy places the organism in Eukaryota, Metazoa, Arthropoda, Malacostraca, Amphipoda, Hyalellidae. The coding region runs from base 135 to 1181 and encodes 348 amino acids. The record is from RefSeq and is a predicted model, not a curated record. The transcript is spliced from 2 exons.
ACCACAGCGCCGGCCGCAGAGCUGUCGAUCCAUUGGACUUCCAUUAUAGGAUCACUGAACGAAACACGAAAAGUUUUACCGCAAAAGUUAUCCACGUCGGAAUCAACGAGCGGCAACGAACAACAAAAACAAAAAUGACGCAAAUGACGACGGUGUGCGUCAUGCUAGUCGUGCUCUUUGGGGCAGUCAUCGCUCUGCCAGAAGACGCGAAGAACAGCGGCAAGUCAGCGUCUGCGCAGAGGCGAGUAACGUUCGGCGCAGGACGCGACAGCGACAUCAUCGUCGGCGACAACAGUGAAAGAAGAACAUUUGUCACAACUCCGGAACCAUCGCGUGUCCGAACAUCCCCUGUGGUCCGUGUCACUCAGGAUAACCGAGGAAAUAAUGAAGAACUCAUAAUCGGACGUGAUGCUCAGUUUGGGAUUUCAGACCGUCUCAUUCCAGGAACAGCAGUCCCUUUUGGUGGCUCUAGUCUUGGCCUGGGAGGAUUAGGAGGCUUGGGAGGUGUUGGGAGUCUUGGAACGCUUGGAGGUCUUGGUGGUCUUGGAACGCUUGGAGGCAUUGGAGGUCUAGGAACGCUUGGAGGUGUUGGAAGCUUGGGUCUUGGCGGUGUUGGAAGCUUGGGUCUUGGCGGUGUAGGAAACUUGGGUCUUGGCGGUGUUGGAGGUCUAGGUCUUGGAGGUGUUCUUGGUGGAAUCGAUCCCGGUUACCUUGAACUCCUCGUCGCCCGAAACCCAUUAAUUCUUGUACAGAACCCAGAAAUUCUGCUGCAGUACCCCCAUCUCAUACUUCGGUACCCUCAACUUCUGGUCCAGUAUCCUCAAAUUCUGCUCCAGUAUCCUCAACUUUUGAUCCAAUAUCCUCAACUUCGCCAGUACAUUGACUCCCGAUACCUCGACCCUCGUUUCAGUGGCGUUAACUUAGGCAACUUCCGACGAGUCUUUCCUACCAACUUUGUGGGUGGCGUAGACGGAUUUGACAGGUUUGGUGGCAUCAACAACAUUGAUGGCCUUACCGGCAUCGGCGGUAUUGGGAUCAACAGUCUCGGUGUCAGACCUGGUCUCGAUUUCAAUCAGCCCAUCGAUGUUGGGUUCAAUAGACCUAUCUUGACGACCAUUUCUCCAUUCUCUGUCACUACUCUUAGUCCUUUUAACCGUAACAUCCGCUUCGAGCAGAAGUAAAUUUCUGAAGGCGAAACGACUUGACGGCCACAAUAGCUACGUCCGAGUCUGAAGUACUUGUUGAGAAUCUUUCUAAUAAGAUACUAUGGUAAUUUAAAGGAGUAUCUCAUAGAAAUAUUCUCUUAAGUACCGACACAGAAAUAUUCAUGUUGCACUCAGACGAUCAAAACAAAGUACUUGUAAUUCUGACGUCACUAACGUUGUCUAGUAAUUAUAUUUAAUUGAGUAACCCUGCGCGAUGGGUUACUCAAUUCCAAUCCAAUUGGUUACUCAAAAGCAAGUGGAUUCACUGUGGCUCGUGAGCAAAAUUGCACUAUAUUUAUUCUAAAAAAUCACAAUUUUAUAAGUAUUCAAACAAUCCACAGUUCUAUGCGCCUUUACGUUUCUCACGAUCUCUCAUGACGGAGCCGAAAUCGACUUUUCGCCACUUGAAGCGUAAAUUUAUGAUCUGAGCAAAUAAAUUUUAUCGCAACCGGAGAAGCUUCUCACGUCGACAUUUGAAGGAAAGUUUUACAGGACUGAUAUUUCUAGCCGGUAGAUGCUCGUCUGAACAUUUCGUCCCAAUGAGAAUAAUGUAAAUUGUUGUGGAGAUUAGAAUAUUUUUAUUCAUUUGAAAAGGCAGACAGAAUCAUUCAUAUUUUGAGAUGAAUCAUUAAAUUGCACAAUAUAUUUUAAUAGAUAUAUUACAGGUUUAUUUUUAUUAUAAAUACCCAGCACUGAUGGCAAUUCAACGGCGUUUACAUUUUUAAUUAAUUACAGUGUAAAAUUUAUUCCUCAUCGUCUUUGAAUAAUUUAAUUUUAGGCAUUUUCUAUUUGAAAUUUUCGCAAUAAGCUUGAAUGAUCUCUCUGUAUUUUAUUUUGCACAGUACAUUUUUGUUAAAGUUAAAUUAAUGGUUUUUGCAUGUAACUCUGUGGUAAAUGCGUGCUCUCGAAGAAGUUUUAAAAAUAAUUUAAAACGCUCAAAAUUGUAAAUUAUUUCAA